ACCAGGCGACAUAACUGUUUUCAUUGCGGUAGUUUCCUGUUGGUGAUAACUUAGCUGAGCUAACUCUCGUGGCAUCAUUUAUCAGGUUUGUUUAGAAAAUGUCUCGCUCGGCUCUGAGCUGCCCGGGCUGCGGCUCGUCAAACAUCAUAGACGAUGAUUUGUAUGCGCAGUCACAGCUGGUGUGUGUGGACUGUGGCGCCGUGGUGUCAGAAGGAUCACUGGCUGACGAACACGUCGAAGGAUCAGGCGUUAACUUCGUCCGAGCCACGACUUCAGCCAAAAAGCCGUGUCCAAACCUGAUAAAAGGCCUGCAGCGUGUAAAAGUCAUUUGUCAGACUCUCAGGGUCCACAGUGGAAUUGAGAAUCUCUCACAGUCUCAUUACCAGCAGGCCUAUCAGCAUGACAGUUUCAUCAAUGUGAGCCUCCAAAAGAAAGACGUUCUCGCUGGUUGCUGUGUGCUCGUGAGCUGUCGACUGCUUAACUGGCCCAUUACCAUGGGAACCAUCGGCUGCCUGGUGGAUGCUGAUCUGGAGAUGGUGGGAGCCGUUUAUAGAGAGAUGGUCAAGAUUCUCAACAUUGUGGCUCCAAUUAUUAGCGUCACAGAUGUGAUGGAGGCCCACGUUCAGGAGUAUAAAAUCAGUUCUCUUCAUGUUCCUGAGGAUCUGGCUGAGAACCCCAAAGACUUGACCAAACGAGCCGUAGCUCUGGUGGAGCUGGCAGCAGACACCUGGAUUGUGACUGGCCGGAGGCCCAUCCCCAUCAUGAUGGCUGCAAUCUAUUUGGCUUGGCAGUCCUUGAAACCCACCAAGCAGCGACUCAAAUUCUCCUUGGACAAAUUCUGUCAGAUUGCCAAAGUGAAUAAGCAUAGGCCAGCUAUGAAGAGAAUUGCCGAGAUGAAGGGGGUGCUGUGUAAGCUGGGUAAGGAGAUUCCCUGGGUCAGUGAAGCAGUUACUGCAGAUAAUAUUGUUUUGCAUGUGGCGGAUGUUCUGCAGCACAGGUACACGCUGUUAAAGAGGGCACAGAGGAGCCAUGAGAAAGCUCUGCUGGACAAUUGUGAAGUCAGUUGUGGGGACUCUCAAACCGAGGACGGCGGAGCUCCCUCCCAGAUCUCUGACUUUGUAAAUGAAACUUCAAACUCAUCCUCUGUGGAACAAUGUGAACCACAUUCUGAACAAGGAAACGGAUGCGACAACACGUGCACAGUGUCUGAUCCACACGGUGACAGUCAGAAAAGCCAAGGUCCUGCAUCGAACUGGGGUAAGAGAGUGCUGUUUGCUCCCCCAUGUGUGGUCAAUGCUAAGAGGAGGAGAGCGGAGCAGCCAGAGCUGAAAGAUGUCACCGGUGAUGAAGAAAUCUCCGACAGUGAAAUCGACUCUUACAUUCGCACUCCGAAAGAAGCGAGAGACUUUGCUCUGAAUCAGAAGAUGCUGUCUGUGUUGAAAAGUCAGAAAUCAUAGGAAAUCAGUAGGGAUGCACUGAAAUGAAAAUGCUUGACCGAAACACCGAAAGAAAUGAUUACGCCAAUUCUGUGCCAUUUGUUUUUUUUUAACUGUAAUUUUGUUGUUAUGGCUGGGACUGUGUGUAGUUACCUCAUUGCAGUAUAUUAGUAUAUUAUAUUAUAGAUAUAUAGAUUAUUAUUCAUGCUUGAAAAAAAUAAUUCAAUUAAGAAUCUGUGAAAUUAUUUAGGUGCAGACAGACGGGCCUUUUUUUCUGCGCUGUGUGCUUUUCUGGCUUUUGUGCAGAGACUUUCCAUCAUGUGUUGCACCGUUUUCUCACAAUUAUUUGGAACGGUUUUAUUGGUGUUCCAGACUGAUCUUGGAAAUACUCUAAGCGGGAAUAGACAGGCACGUGCUGGCUGCAGUUUUUGCAUGUGUCAUCAACACAACAUCCUGUUUUGGUUGUUUUGUUUCAUGAUUAAAGUCAUGAGCUGAAAACUUUUCAGUGCAUCCCUUUAAAUCAGUUAUGUAAUUGAGACCGGUGGUUGCUACUUAAGUUGUUGAUUAUACUGUACACAUCAAACAUGUAUUUUUAAGCCGAAAUGCCUUUUUAUAUUUUCAGACUUUAUUUAUUUUGACAAUAAAAUGUUGUCCAAACCUUA
This is a messenger RNA of Solea senegalensis (Senegalese sole), 2098 nucleotides long. It is a transcript of the gene brf2, whose product is annotated as BRF2 RNA polymerase III transcription initiation factor subunit. The coding region runs from base 99 to 1457 and encodes 452 amino acids. Gene Ontology annotation, biological process: transcription preinitiation complex assembly; transcription initiation at RNA polymerase II promoter. The transcript has 4 exons. NCBI's taxonomy places the organism in Eukaryota, Metazoa, Chordata, Actinopteri, Pleuronectiformes, Soleidae. Gene Ontology annotation, molecular function: TBP-class protein binding; RNA polymerase II general transcription initiation factor activity. The record is from RefSeq and is a predicted model, not a curated record. Gene Ontology annotation, cellular component: transcription preinitiation complex; nucleus.